Molecule: messenger RNA, 815 nt
Organism: Magallana angulata
Lineage: Eukaryota; Metazoa; Mollusca; Bivalvia; Ostreida; Ostreidae
Exons: 3
Coding region: 85-798 (237 amino acids)
Source: RefSeq, a predicted model, not a curated record
GAUGACUUGCUGUCAUUUUUGUCUUAGUUUGAAUAUACAUAUAUUCUACACAACAGACUGGGUUCGCUCAGUGUUUCUUAUAAAAUGUCCACCAGAGUCCAGAUUGGGUUGUGUCUAGGACUGAUCUUGGCGCAGUCCCUCCAGGCAGUUAGCUUCCUAGGAUCAAGUUUUAAAGUUUUCAGCGAUAUGGAUAACAUCAUAUUUGAUAUGUUUAUCAUACGUUCACUGUCAACAUGGAGUCCUCUGGACUGUUCCAGGAAGUGUGAGACCCAUGGAACAUGUCUGUCCUUUCAGUACUCCCAUCUGAGUGGUCAAUGUCGACUAUUCAACACCAUUUACCUACAUCAGGAUGCUGGAGUGUAUGACAUCGGAUGGCAGUAUUAUAUCACAUCUAAUAGGCGCUGUAGACACCCAUUUAUAGAUGGUCGAGACUUGGAUAUAUGUUUUACGUUUGUCGGUUUUCAUUAUCUGACAGAAGCUAUGGAGGAAUGUGCUGCAAUGCAGUCAAAUAUCAUCUCUAUCACAUCAGCAGAGGAAAACAAAUUUCUUACCAGAUUAGUUGGUUCUCUGUCAAAUGUCUCUCUCCCAGAUAUCAGUUACACGCGGCCAUUCAUUCAGGGAUUCUGGGACGGAACUGACUGGAUCUUUGACAAUGGGACCCCGUUAGUGUACACAAACUGGGGCGCAAACCAGCCGAAGAAACUUCAUUUGAGAAAAUACUUAAAAUUACAGGCUGGGAAAUGGCGUACGACAACUGGUUUCAUAGUUCGACCAGUUUUUUGUAGUUAUAUACAAUAAACGAGAAAAAGAAUGAA